Messenger RNA from Lobosporangium transversale, 1502 nucleotides. RefSeq names its product proteasome 26S subunit ATPase 3. Gene Ontology annotation, biological process: proteasome-mediated ubiquitin-dependent protein catabolic process. Lineage: Eukaryota; Fungi; Mortierellomycota; Mortierellomycetes; Mortierellales; Mortierellaceae. The coding region runs from base 139 to 1431 and encodes 430 amino acids. The transcript is spliced from 6 exons. The record is from RefSeq and is a predicted model, not a curated record. Gene Ontology annotation, cellular component: proteasome regulatory particle, base subcomplex. Gene Ontology annotation, molecular function: ATP binding; ATP hydrolysis activity; proteasome-activating activity.
UUUUUUAGUUCUCAUUAUUCUUUUGGUCUCCUCCCAACAAAGCAACAGUUUACCAAUUCAGUAAUACAACCCAUAUAGAAAGUCUCAUCAUAAAAAGUCUCUUCAUAUAUAUAAAAAAAAAGAAAAAAGUAAACCGAAAUGACGACCCUUGAAGAUAAAUCGCUUUGGGAAACUACUCCUGAGGAAGAGGUUUUGGGAGCUGACAUUCUGAAGGCGAACACGGAAGAGAUUAUUAACCGGACACGACUGUUGGACAAUGACAUCAAGGUUAUGAAGAGCGAAAAUAAACGUCUUCAAUAUGAGCAGGCAGCUAUGAAAGAAAGGAUCAAAGACAACAAAGAUAAGAUCAAGAUGAACAAGCAGCUUCCAUACUUGGUUGGUAAUGUGGUUGAGUUGCUUGAUAUCGAUCCUGAGGAUGAAGAGGAUGAGGAUGGUGCAGCGAUGGAUUUGGAUGCAAACAGGAAAGGCAAAUGCGCUGUCAUUAAGACUUCAACUAGACAGACAAUCUUCUUGCCUCUGAUCGGAUUGGUGGACCCUGCAACCUUGAAGCCCGGCGAUCUCAUUGGAGUCAACAAGGACAGCUUUCUGGUCCUUGAUACACUUCCUACAGAAUAUGACUCGCGUGUCAAGGCAAUGGAAGUGGAUGAGAAGCCUACUGAACAUUAUAGUGAUAUUGGAGGUCUGGAGAAACAGAUUGAGGAAUUGGUUGAGGCUAUUGUACUUCCAAUGACUCAUGCUGAACGUUUCAAGAAUCUUGGUAUCAAGCCACCUAAGGGAGUGUUGAUGUAUGGUCCUCCUGGAACAGGAAAGACAUUAUUGGCUCGUGCCUGUGCUGCACAGACGAAUGCUACAUAUCUUAAGCUGGCAGCCACGUCACUUGUGCAGAUGUUUAUCGGAGAUGGAGCAAAGAUGGUUCGUGAUGCAUUUGAAUUGGCCAAAGACAAGAAGCCGACUAUUAUCUUCAUUGAUGAAUUGGAUGCUAUUGGAACAAAGCGUUUCGACAGCGACAAGACAGGAGAUCGUGAAGUACAAAGAACCAUGUUGGAGCUAUUGAACCAGCUGGACGGUUUCAGUAGUGAUGAGGGUAUUAAGGUUAUUGCAGCAACAAAUCGCGUUGAUAUUUUGGAUCCAGCUUUGCUGCGCUCCGGACGCAUUGAUCGUAAGAUUGAAUUUCCAGCACCUAAUGAGGAGGCCCGCGCACAGAUUUUGCGGAUCCAUAGCCGAAAGAUGAAUGUCUCUGAUGAAGUCAACUGGGCUGAACUUGCACGCAGCUGUGAUGAAUUCAAUGGAGCUCAAUGCAAAGCUGUCUGUGUUGAGGCAGGAAUGUUGGCACUGCGUCGUGGAGCCAACCAACUGACCCAUGACGAUUUCUUGAUGGGUAUUGCUGAGGUCCAGGCCAAGAAGAAGACUCGUCUAGUGUACUAUGCAUAAGCAAGAAUGGUACGGAGGUCAGAAGGGAAAGGAGGAAAAAAAAAAGAAAAAGAGUGAAAUAUUAAAAAUAU